This is a messenger RNA of Scatophagus argus, 4004 nucleotides long. RefSeq names its product ATP-binding cassette, sub-family G (WHITE), member 2d (gene abcg2d). The transcript is spliced from 15 exons. Lineage: Eukaryota; Metazoa; Chordata; Actinopteri; Scatophagidae. Gene Ontology annotation, molecular function: ATP binding; ABC-type transporter activity; ATP hydrolysis activity. The record is from RefSeq and is a predicted model, not a curated record. Gene Ontology annotation, cellular component: plasma membrane. Bases 98 to 2101 code for a protein of 667 amino acids.
UAAGACUAAUGUUUUAUUUCAUCAAAGUGUAUGGUUAUUUAAUGAUGCUAGCGGACGUGGUCCUUGUUUCACAUCGCUCUGUUUGCUGCAGGAGAUUAUGGAGAGAGCCAAUCACGUCAACAUUGCAAUGAUAGAAGACAUUGGCACCAACGGGACGACCAGGUCAAAGGUCACGACGGCCUCGGACCAGAACAGGCAGCCGCGAGGCUCCACCAUGAGCUUCCACAACGUCCAGUACAAAGUGCAGCUGAAGAGCGGCCUGUUCAGCAAAAGGAAAACCAGUUCCAGGGAAAUACUGGCCGACCUCAAUGGAAUAAUGAGACCUGGCCUCAACGCUAUUCUUGGACCAACUGGAAGUGGAAAAUCUUCAUUCUUGGAUAUUCUGGCUGCGAGGAAGGAUCCUUCAGGUCUCUCUGGAGAAGUACUCAUUGACAGAGCGCCGCAGCCUCCAAACUUCAAGUGCCUCUCCGGCUACGUGGUUCAGGAGGAUGUGGUCAUGGGCACCCUGACUGUGAGGGAGAAUCUGCGCUUUUCUGCAGCACUGCGGCUGCCCAGCUCUGUGCCUCAGAGUGAGAAGGAGGCCCGAGUCAAUCAUCUCAUUAAAGAACUCGGUCUGACCAAGGUGGCUGACUCCAAGGUGGGGACGCAGAUGACCCGUGGAAUCUCCGGAGGGGAGAGGAAGAGGACAAACAUCGGUAUGGAGCUGAUAAUCGAUCCCUCAGUUCUCUUUCUGGAUGAACCAACCACAGGACUGGACGCCAGCACCGCUAACUCUGUCCUGCUGUUACUGAAAGGAAUGGCCAGUCAUGGGAGGACCAUAAUCAUGUCCAUCCACCAACCACGAUACUCAAUCUACAGAUUGUUUGACACUCUGACUCUGCUGGUUUGUGGUAAAAUGGUUUACCACGGACCAGCGCCGAAUGCUUUGGACUACUUUGCCAACAUUGGCUAUCCCUGUGAGCCCCACAACAACCCAGCUGACUUCUUUCUGGACGUUAUUAACGGGGAUUCGACCGCCACCACUAUGACCAAAGUGAGCGGGUCUGAAGAUUUGGACUUUGAGGAGCUCAGCAGCUCCAGGCAGAAUAUUGAAGAGCGCCUGGUAGAGGAGUACAGGAACAGCAGCUACUUCAGCGACACAAGAGCCGAGCUGGACCGCAUCGUCCAAGAUAAGGAGUGUUUCUCGUGUUCAAAAUCCCGCACCAUCACCUACAACAGCUCCUUCUAUCACCAGCUGCACUGGGUGCUUAAGAGAACCUUUCAGAACCUCAUGCUGAACCCACAAACAUCUGUGGCCCAGCUGGGAGUCAACAUCUUCCUUGCCCUCAUUGUAGGAGCCAUUUUCUUCGGGGUCAAAGAUGACCAGAGUGGCAUUCAGAACAGGAUGGGGGCCCUCUUCUUCAUCACAACAAACCAGUGUUUCAGCACCGUGUCUGCAGCUGAGCUCUUCAUCACUGAGAGGAAACUGUUUGUGCAUGAGUACAUCAGCGGCUACUACAGAGUGUCUGUUUACUUCCUCUCUAAGAUCGUGUGUGACAUCACCCUGCGCACCAUCACCUCUGUCAUCUUCAGCUGUAUUGUCUACUUUAUGAUUGGGCUCAAACCCACUGCAGCAGCCUUUUCCAUCUUCACACUGACUGUGACUCUGGUGGCCUACACAGCCACAGCCAUGACCAUGGCCAUCUCGGCUGACCAGAGUGUCGUGGCCCUCGCCAACAUCUUCAUGACCAUCACCUUUGUCUUCAUGAUGAUUUUUUCAGGUCUCCUGGUAAACCUUCCCAGCAUCAUGGACUGGCUGGCUUGGCUGAAGUAUUUCAGCAUUCCUCGCUACGGCCUUGCAGCCUUGAAGAUCAAUGAGUUUGUGGGUUUGAAGUUCUGUGAGGAGGCUGUGAUCAAAAACACCAACGUGUCGGCUACAGUGACCAACUGCAGUGUGAGCACAGUCGGCCCGACAUGUACUGGAGAGCAGUAUCUUGACUACCUGGGGAUUGAGAACACCCCCUGGGGACUGUGGGAGAAUCAUGUGGCUUUGACCGUUAUGAUGUUUAUAUUUCUCAUCAUCGCCUAUCUGAAACUUCGAUACAUCAAGAAAUUCACUUAAAUGUGUCAUUCUGCAUAUUUUAAUUUUAUCUUCAAGGAACCAGGCCAGUAGAUAUUCAUCAAAAACAUUGAAAUAAUGGUACAAUAUUUUGGGGGAGAUGCACUGAGAAGACUGAUAGCCACCCUCAUGUCUGUGUGUAGAGUAUGGAGCUAAAGUCAGGAGGCAGUUAGCUUAGCUCAGCGUCUAGACUGGAAGCAGUGGAAACAAUUAGCAAAAUGACAUUUACCAGCUCCAAAUGUUUCAGAUGUCAUGUUUGUUUAAUCCUCGUGAAAACAGAAGUGAUGAAAAACAGUGUGGACUUUAAGGGAGUUGCAUGCUACAACAACAUACAAAGAUUUUAACAUUAACCAGCCGCUAAGCACUCGUGCCACAGUGUUUCACUGCUGCUUGCCUUGAAAUAGUUGACAUUUGAAAUACAGCAGGUGUAAAACCACAAGUUAAGGCAAAUUAUGACAGUUUUGAUAAACAACAUUUUUGAGUUGUGAGUUUCAGGAGGUUCAGCUUUAAAAUUUUUUUUUGAACUCCGAAGAGUUUCCCUCCUGCUUCUAGCUUAUGUUAAGCUAAGCUAGCUCCAGAAUAAAACCUACGUUAAUUGAUUUUCUUUUGGGAGGGGGGCAACACAGGAACACAACACUGAAUAUAUUAUCACCUUAUAAAGUUGAUAUGGUUAGCAAACAACAGCGUAUUCACAUAUCCAGUAGACUCAGAGCAAAGUUUACAUUUACUUGGCUGAGCUAAUUAGGUAACUAAAUGCUACUAAAUUUCAGCCUUUUUUUCUUAGCAUAUAAUAUGUUUUUUGAGCGUUUUCACUGAAAUCAUCUGCCUCUCAUGCCCAAACAUUACAGUAUGAGAGCAGUGACAGUGAACCAGAACAAUUCAGUUGCAUACGUAAAACCAAAACAAUGAGAUGGUAGUACUUUGGUUCACUUAAUUAAUUAAUUAAUUAGUUAAUGUAAGAUUACUGAUCAGAUCAUUUAAUGGACAGAUAUGAGUGUAUCAGUCUUCUCAUUUAGGUGAAUAAGCCAGUUUUCCCUAAAUAAAUUUCUUUUCUUUGAGUCUUAGGUUUGCACUUGCAUACUUGGAUAUUCGGUAUAUGUAAACAUCAGUUUUACCAUCUUUGGUGAAAACCAUGUGUCUCCAAAAUCUUAACUUUUUAGGAACUAAUGUGGCAAUGUACUUUAUUUUUCUUGCUGUUGGAGUGGUUUUAAAAACCAAAGAGAGAAGAGAGUUUUCUGACGUUUAUAGGUUUUCACACAACACCAGUGAUAUGGAUAGGCUAAAUGUGUGAUAUCUUCCUUUCAGGUUACUGUUGUUAUUUAUGAAUAUUUACAUUUGCUGUAUUAUUUUAAAAUCAGACUAUGCCUUUUUCAGUAGUCCACUUUAGUAAUUCAGUAGUUUUGUUAUUUUCCUUCGCACAAUUGACAUAAUUUUUUUUAAAACUCAGCUCUGAUUGUUAUUUUAGAUGUUGUAGUAUUAUAUCAAGAUGUAGAUGGUAUAUGUUCACUUUUUCAAUUGAUUUCGUAAUUUUGUUUAAAGAAGUUUGUAUACAUACGUUUAUACUCUGAUACAGCUUUCAAGAGAACAUUUAUAAACAUUUUCAUGUAACCUUGGUCUUAAAGUUUUGGUUUUUUUUUUAGUACAGCCAUCCAAUUUCCAGUGUUUUGUUGCUGACUUAUAGUAAUUUCUUUUGAGAUUAGUUGUUCAGGUGUGGCAUAAUAAUUGUAUUUAAAAGAAUACUAAGCAAUUCUUUCUUCAAAGAUCUUUAAUUUCCUAAUCAUUUCCAAAAGUUUCCAAAAAAGCUGUAUAAUUUAGUAAUAUUACAGGGUUUAGUGGUGCAGCCUGGUUUUACUGGUGUCACUGCAGGUCAGCUGAGCAUGCACAAAUGUCAAAGUCAUCUAUAAGU